This is a messenger RNA of Phaeoacremonium minimum UCRPA7, 474 nucleotides long. RefSeq names its product putative multiprotein-bridging factor 1 protein. The transcript has 2 exons. Gene Ontology annotation, cellular component: nucleus. NCBI's taxonomy places the organism in Eukaryota, Fungi, Ascomycota, Sordariomycetes, Togniniales, Togniniaceae. The record is from RefSeq and is a predicted model, not a curated record. Bases 1 to 474 code for a protein of 157 amino acids. Gene Ontology annotation, molecular function: DNA binding.
AUGUCUUCGAACGCCGACUGGGACCAGGUCACCAAGAUCGGAAGCAAGGCGCGCGGCGGCGCAUCCCAGCGUGAGACUGUCGUCAGGGGCAAGAGCGCCAUCAAUGCCGCAGCCCGCAGCGGCUCCGUCAUCGCCACAGAGAAGAAGUAUGCCGCCGGCAAUUCUGCAUCCAAACCCGCCGUUGAGGGUCAGCACCUGACCAAGGUCGACCGAAGCGAUGACAUUGUCAAGCCCAAGACGAUCGGCAAGGAGGUUGGCGAUGUGAUCUCGCAGACACGGCAGAAGAUGGAGCCCAAGAUGACCCAGAAGGACCUGGCCACCAAGUGCAACACCACCCCCACAGUCGUCGCCGACUUCGAGCGGGGGACGGCUGCGCCGGACCAGAAGGUCCUAUCCGCCAUGGAGCGGGUGCUCAACGUCAAGCUGCGUGGCAGCGACAUUGGCAAGCCAAAGUUCGAGAAGAAGGCCAAAUAA